AUAAACACAUUAGGAAAAAAAAAAUACCAAGACUACUUCUCAAAAUGGAUACUAUUGUGAAGUUAGCAAGUGAAAAUUCAGUUGUGAUAUUCAGCAAGAACAAUUGUUGCAUGUCGCAUGCGAUUGACUUGCUGAUACGUGGCUACGGGGCGAACCCAAGGAUUUAUGAGCUCGACCAGCUAGCCGAGGGGGACCGGAUGGAGAAGGAUUUGAUGGCAAUGGGGUGCAACCCCAGUGUACCGGCUGUGUUCAUAAACAAGGAGUUCAUCGGGGGCUCGAAUGAGAUCAUAAGCCUCAAUGUUAGAGGCAAGCUCAAGCCCUUGCUCAUCAAAGCCAAUGCCAUAUGGGUAUAGGUGGAAAUUACAAGGCUAAGUGAGUAAUUAAUUAAUAAUUGAAGUUGUUAGAUACAUAAGCUACAACUUUUUCCUUUAUUUCUUUUGUUUUUGGCCUAGAGUUAUAAGAAGUAUAUAUAGGUCAAAUUUUUAGCAUGUAUAUCAUGUUAUACAUAUAGUUAGUAAAUGAGACCCUUCUUCUCCAUUUAACAUGAGUAGAUAUGGUCUACAUCUAGACACAUAUAUAUGUAUCAAAUACAAUAUUAUUUCUCCAUGUUGUA
This is a messenger RNA of Salvia hispanica, 613 nucleotides long. Lineage: Eukaryota; Viridiplantae; Streptophyta; Magnoliopsida; Lamiales; Lamiaceae. The record is from RefSeq and is a predicted model, not a curated record.